UUCACACAAUCUAAGGAGAAGCAGAGCAGAAUAGAACGAGAGAGGACAGAGGACAUGUGUGCGUAACGAGAGACUUGUGACAAAGGAAAAAGGGAGCUGUCUGAUAAGAAGUCUGAGAAAUGAGUUGGAUAUUUUGAAACUCUACUCAACAGUGACAGAAGAAAUGAGUAUUAGUGAAGGGAAGACACGUUACGUGUCCACUUUCAGGAUGCAGCUGUCAGGCUCCCAGUCCAAGGGGGCCAAUGGACAAGGGACCCGACCUGUACACAAAACCACAAUCACCCCUGCCGUGAAGAAGAGUGAAGAGACAUCUAAUCUAGUGAGUAAUAAACACAGCCAUAUAAGGGGCCUGGAUCCACCCCUUUUCACUGAGUCCCUCCAGGACUGUAUGGUGGAUGAAGGAAAUGACAUCAUAUUGCAGGGGGUUAUCACAGGAAGCCAGCCAAUCAGUGUUUCCUGGUUUCAUAAUGGUGAGGAAGUGCGAUUUGGAAAAUCCUCAUUAGUGGGAGGAGAAGUAAUGCUGGUAGUUAGCGAGUGUCUCCCAGAGGAUGCUGGAGCUUACACCUGUGUAGCUGAAAACACUGCAGGAAAAACAUCCAGCAGUGCAGCGGUGUGUGUGAGAGACUAUGAAACGAUUACUGGGGUCCAUACCAAUACUGCACACUCACCUCACAACUCUCAUCCUCUUAAUUCUGCUCAUCCACACACUCCUAACAUGGUAAACAGGGUCUUAAACUCACCUCAGAACAUUUCAGACGACAUCAGUGUUUUCAGAGGCUCACGGUCACCUCUGACAUCCCAGACAGGAAGUCCUGUAACAAGCUCCCCAACACAAAAGAAAGAAGUGCUUGUCAAAAGGAGGAGCAGCUCAGGUACAGCUCCACCUCUGCAGUUUGUAGCUCCAUUAGAUCGGGUGGAGGUUCGUGUUGGAGAGACGGCCCAUUUGACCUGUGCAUUCCAAGGCAGCUCUCCAGUAGUGUCUUGCUGGAUCCGCAGCAAAGAGGAGGUGGUGGAAGGCUCCAGGUUUCAUAUUGACAGCUGUGAUCAGAGCAGUUCCCUGGUGAUCUCUGAAGCUUUACCUGAGGACUCUGGACGUUAUACUAUAUUUGUACGAGAUCGCAAAAGUUCCGCCCAACACACAGUGACCCUAUGUGUCAUUGACCGGCCCCAGCCGCCUGCCUCCUGUCCUGUGGCGUGUGUUCUCUCUCCUCGCACUCUGGUGUUGUCCUGGUCUGGUCCUUGUUAUGAUGGAGGAAGUGCUGUAACAGGAUACGUGGUCGAGGUUCGGUCACAAAGCCUUGGUGAGACUAACCACUGGAGAGAGCUUACCGCCCAGUGCAAGAGCACCUCCCUCAGGGUGAACUCAGGGCUUCAGCCUCAAGAAGAGUACUGCUUCCGAGUCAGAGCUUAUAACCCUGUGGGGGCCAGCGAACCGAGUCAAGAGUCCCAGCCAAUCAGGAUGGACAUCCCAGGACAGCCCAACGAAGAGACACCAGUGGAAUAUGUGAAUGUUACUAUCAACACUGAGCAUAAAGUUACUGACCAUUAUAUUGUCCAGGAAAAACUGGGAGUAGGGAAGUUUGGGCAGGUGUUUCGGAUGACCCACAAGGAGACAGGUCGUGUAUGCGCUGGAAAGUUCUAUAAGGGACGGCGAGCAAAGGAGAGAGAGGCGGCGAGGAAAGAAAUAGAGCUAAUGAAUUUCUUGCACCAUUCUAAACUGGUGCAGUGUCUCGCCGCAUAUGACAACAAACCUGAGAUGGUCAUGGUGAUGGAGUAUGUUGCUGGUGGUGAGCUGUUUGAGCGUAUUGUAGAUGAUCAUUUUGAACACACCGAGGCUUCCAGUGUGGGCUACAUGCGUCAGAUUCUGGAGGGCAUUCAUUACAUGCACCAGCAGAACAUCAUCCACCUGGACAUCAAACCUGAGAACAUUGUCUGUGUAGACAGAACUGGCAUUCAAAUAAAAAUCAUUGACUUUGGACUUGCUAGCAAGCUGGACCCCUCAACACCUUUGAAGGUGAUGCAUGGCACUCCAGAAUUUGUUGCUCCAGAAGUCAUCAACUUUGAGGCUGUCACUAUUGCCACUGACAUGUGGAGCAUUGGAGUCAUCUGCUACAUCCUGCUGAGCGGUGAAUCUCCAUUCCAAGGUGAAAGUGACACAGAGACUCUGGCUCUUGUAACAGCAGCGCAGUGGGAGUUUGAUGAGGAGAGCUUUGAGGAGAUCACUGACUUGGCAAAGGAUUUCAUUAGCUGUCUGCUCAGCAAAGAUGUCAGACGUAGGAUGUCAUGUAAAGAUGCCUUGGCUCAUGCCUGGCUGGCAUUUGAGAGUGUAGACAACACCAGCAGCACCACCAAAAACCUCUCCAAAGACAAGAUGAAGAAAUUCCUGACAAGGCAAAAAUGGAAGAAAACAGGCAAAGCUUUGCUGGCUCUGAAGAGGAUGGCCAUAUUGUCUAAACCAGAGGGUGCUGCGUGCCUGAGCCCUGUAGAUGAGACCGAGCAGGCACUGAAUUCUUUGGAGCUGAAACUGCAGUGUAAACCGGAGUUCAGUAAGACUCUGUCUGACAUGACUGUCCUACAGGGCUCCAUCGCCAAACUCUCCUGUCUCAUUACAGGUUACCCUGACCCGGAGGUGGUGUGGUUAAAGGAGAAUGAGCUGUUGGAGUUGCAGGAGGGUUGUGUGACGGUGGAUUAUGAGGAGAAUGGCAGCUGUACUCUCACUCUAGAGAACGUCUCUCUGCACCACAGUGGCCUGUAUUCCUGCAGAGCCACCAAUGUACACGGGGAGGCGCUGUGCUCUGCUACACUUAUAGUAGAAGAGAAAGACGGUUUAUAAAUUCAUAAUUGCACACAAACAAUUACAGAUUUACUAUGCAUUACUACACACACAAAACAGAUAGAUUCACACACCAAAUAGAUUAAAGUAUAUUGAUGCAAUAUACAUGCUGAUAUAAUUGUGGAUUCAGUGUUAAAACUGUAAUAAAAAAAAUCU
This is a messenger RNA of Myxocyprinus asiaticus (Chinese sucker), 2989 nucleotides long. It is a transcript of the gene mylk5, whose product is annotated as myosin, light chain kinase 5. NCBI's taxonomy places the organism in Eukaryota, Metazoa, Chordata, Actinopteri, Cypriniformes, Catostomidae. Gene Ontology annotation, biological process: protein phosphorylation. Bases 164 to 2833 code for a protein of 889 amino acids. The transcript has 17 exons. The record is from RefSeq and is a predicted model, not a curated record. Gene Ontology annotation, molecular function: ATP binding; protein binding; protein kinase activity.